AUGGACGAUCCGGGCUGGUCAUGGCCGGCCUGGAAAUUCGGCAUGAAGAGGGAUGACCUCUUUCAUACACUCCACGAAAAAUACAACACCUUUACCUUUAACCUCCAAGACCCCGAAGCCUUUCAUCACGACGUUUACGAAAUUUCCCGCGAUGCCGAUACCAUCGACGAUUUCCACCGCUUGCUGGAUGAGCGAAAACAACAGCGGAUUCACGAACUCCAUGAGUCUCUCGAAUCUCUCGCUGUUGAGAUCAUCGCCAACCCCAAGUUGAUGGAUUCUGAACAUUGGCAGUACGCCCUUCAACUCUUCCGGACCAAGUCUUUCGACUCGAUCGUCCGUUAUUUUGCAAGCUACCUACCCGAACAAUAUCUUGAUCACAACGAUCGUGAUCAUGAUGCUAUUUCUAUUGCUUCCUUGUCCUCCUUCUCUGAGACCAACAGCGUCAAGACUGAGAGCACCACGGCCAGCAGCGUCGAUGAUGCCUCAAGUUUCUUUGACGAUGAACCUAUCUUGACAAAGGGCCCCCUCUCGAUUCAUACGGACAUUCGAUCAUCGUCUGUCGUUCAAGCGCCCCCCUCGCCCCCCCAUUCCGAGGCAGCGCACGGCGAUGAGUCUUCUGUUUCCUCUCCUACUUCCAUGAAGCCGCACGAAUACUCCACCCCCCCUUCACGUUCCAUGUCGUUUUCUGGUUCCGAGACAGCACCUGCUAUCUCUGACUUGACCAGAUCACUCGUUCACGACGAAGAUGAGACCUCGCAGUUCGAUGACGGUGACUUUGCUGUCGCCUCGGAUUCUGAUUGCGCAGAGAGCCAGUCGUCACUGGACGUAAUGGAUGAUGGGGAACAAUCUAAUGACAAGUAUGAGGAUGAUCUAGAGGAGGAGGACGAUUUUCCUACUACUCAAUUUCCUGAAGAUGCUAGCGACGGUUGCGAUUUCUAUGACGAUACCCCAAAUUUCGAUGACACCCCAACUCCCCGACAGGAGUCUAUCGCGCCCUGCUACAUUGAGUACAAGUCCGUUGCGGCAUGGAGAAUACCUUCUCCUCGUCGUUCACCUUCCCCCUCGCCACGAAGCCACCACCCCUACCGCCGAGAAGGCUCAAGUCUGAAGGACAUCCGCCGAAGUCCUGAGGAGUCCCUGAGCAAGAUUCAGAAACCGAUGCAUGAGCAAAGGAAAAGGCCGACGUUUAGGAAACGGCUUGAUUAG
Fusarium redolens is the source of this 1206-nucleotide messenger RNA. RefSeq lists its product as uncharacterized. Bases 1 to 1206 code for a protein of 401 amino acids. NCBI's taxonomy places the organism in Eukaryota, Fungi, Ascomycota, Sordariomycetes, Hypocreales, Nectriaceae. The transcript has a single exon. The record is from RefSeq and is a predicted model, not a curated record.